Molecule: messenger RNA, 4630 nt
Organism: Malaclemys terrapin pileata
Lineage: Eukaryota; Metazoa; Chordata; Testudines; Emydidae
Gene: IQCK
Product: IQ motif containing K
Exons: 9
Coding region: 24-794 (256 amino acids)
Molecular function (GO): protein binding
Source: RefSeq, a predicted model, not a curated record
UUGCUUGGUAACCGCGCCCCUCCAUGGCUGUAGCUCAGGGACCAAAGACGCUCUGGGAGCAAAUCUGUGCUGAGUACGAAGCAGAGCAGCCUCCAUUUCCGUAUAGUCCUGAAUUAAAACAAGAUUCUGUUUCUUUGGAUACAGGAAUUUUGCAGCCUUUACAUACAAAACAAUUAUACUCAACUUCUACUGAAUGUUCCAUUGCCCAAAAAAUAUCUUCCUUACCCUCGCUCGCACCGCUUCCAGCAGCACCUAAUCCAAAAACAUGUUCUCCUCGAGAAUAUUUGGAAUAUUACAUAUUUCCAAUACUUCUGCCGGGAAUGGCUGAACUUCUGCAUCAAGCAAAGAAGGAAAAGUGUUUUGAGAGAAAAAGGACCAAAUUUAUCGCCUGUGAUUUUCUGACUGAGUGGUUAUACAACCAGAAUCCAAAGAGGAAAGAUGAGCCAUUCACAGAAUUCUUCUCUAUCCCUUUUGUGAAGGACUGGCUAAAGGACCACCCUAGACCACCAAUUCCUCUGUCUCUCCUAUUAUCAGAAGAAGAAGCAUGCAAAAUAAUUCAAUCAUUCUGGAGAGGUUAUCGGGUCCGCUGUGACACUGAGGUACAAGAACUGCGGCAAUGGCAAAAGCAAUUGAGAGAGGACAAGAACAUUAUUAAAAGAGUGCAAGAGUUCUGGACUAAACAGGAAAACAAAGUGGGAAGCAAAUUAGACUCAGAAGAACCUACACCAGAUCGUUCUGGAGUUCCGAUUUUGUUUGUUUCACCAACACCGCAAAAUACAGAGCUCAUGGACUGAGUUUCUUGUAUGGUUGGUUAUCUGAUUUGGAAAUUCUCCUAGAGUUACAUACUUGAUGUACAACACUUCACAUAUUAAAGCAAGAUGGGCCACAUAAGGACCUGGUUCUACAGUCAUUCAGCACAUCAUGGGCAAAAAUUCAGCCCUGGCAUAAGUAAACACUAUGAAAUCAGUGGAAUUGUGCCCACUUAUAACAAGAGCUGAGUUUAGCCAAAGGUUUCAUGCCCCAUCCUAAACACUCAGGCAAAAGUUUCCAGCUAGAUAGAAAACUCCCAUUGAAAUAAAUGGCAGUUCUGUCCAUACAAGAUCUGGGUGUAAAAUGAAAGGGCAGAUUCUCAGCUACUGUAAAUGGGCAUAGCUCCCUUGGCUUCAGUGGAGCUAUAAUAAUUUACACCAGCUAAGAAUCUACCCCAAGGGCCCAAACUAUCAGAUAUGCUGUGCAUCCACAACUCCAGCUGAAGUCAGCGAGAGCUAUGGUUGCUCAACACUCCUUAAAAACAGUCUGAGGGCCUUGUGUUGUCUCUUGUCUGUGCCAAGAGAGUAUGAUUAGAGCAAAAUGGUAGCAAUUUAGGCCCAUUUUUGCAUAGGUAUAGGUAACUACAGAAAGUGCAAGGCAAUGGGCAUGCAGGCCCUUAAGGGCCUCAGUUUGCCCCACUAUCUAUUUAGUUUCCCUAGUGGAUACGUCAUCGGUGGGCCUUUUGCACCAGAUUGAAUGUCACAUUUAGAAAAGCUAUUUACAGAGUUGACAAAUUUAACUCUGACAAAUCUCUGACUUAAAUGGUGCUUGAUAAGAUGUAUAGUCAAAACUAAUAUUGGUACCAUUUCACCUAAUGUCACCAACUUGGUGGGAUACUCCACAGGCUAAUUCUGUCUCUAAUAUCAAUAGGCUAUGGGGUAUUUAAAGAUUAAGGUAAACUAUAACUCCAAGUUACCACAAACCUUGUAAGUAAAUAGUAAUGCCUUUAUUUUUUUGUUAAGAACAGCAUUUUGAAAAUAAAACAUUUGCCCAUGCUUUACAACCUUUUUAAUUUUGUAUACUUAUAUACAGUCAUUAUGGUACACAUUGAUUGUCUUGAAAAUCCUUCAGAGGUGUACUUAAGAUAUCAGUAUGCAACAACCAGCGGAAAAAAGGGUACGUUAUAAAACACACAUUAAUACAUUUAAUAAAUAUAUAUUAUCUAUCAAAAAUGAGCAUUAGCUCUCCUCAAUUAAUAAAAAGCACCUGCUGGGUAAUCUUGUAAGCUGGUAGAAUAGUCCAAUUGUUUAAUUAUAAAAGUUACAGUGCUCCCUUUUGCACAACCUUUGGUUAGACCCAAGGCAUCAAACUCAAACAUAGCCAACCAUGAUACCUGUCUGAUACGAAAUACAAACUAGCUAGCUCUGCAACAGUUGACAUCUACCUUAUUUAUAGAAACAACUGUGUGCACUUAGGGCUCCCAUCCUGUAAGGUGCUAUACUUCUCCUAGGAGGUGGUAAGCACCCUCAACUCCCACUGCAGUUGGGACUGGGUCUUAAUGUAUGGCUGUGAACUACUUUCUAGCCAUUGAAUAGAAGCCACUUCCUACAGAAAUGUUUUCUGUAACAAAGUUUUAAAAUGUUUUAGGAUUUCAUUUUUCUGUAUAGGUAAGAGCCAGAAGGAAAUAACCAUUAUUAAUUUUAAAAGGGACAACAUAGUAGCUUUUAUAGUAUAAAAAGCUAAUUAUAACAAUCCUGAAAGAUUUGUGUUUACAGUUACGUAGUACUUUGAUCACAGAUGCUCUACAUUCUAAAAGGCAGAAGUAAACAACUUGUUUACAUUAAUAAAAAUAAAUUAACACAAAGGUGCCUUCAGUCACACGUUAUUUGGAGCAUUUGGCAUUAGACUAUCAAAUGGCAAAAAUAAGUUGCUUAUUCUAGUUGUGUGAAGUUGGAAAAUGAAUGAACUUCUUCUAAUCAGUUAACACACCUCCGCCACUCCAAAUUGCAGACCCAAUCCUGCAUGCUAUUACUAAUGUGAACAGUCCUAACUCACAUGACCACUCAAUGGAACUGAGGCUUUGUCUACACUACCAAGUUUUGUCGCCAAAAAGUGCCUUUUGGCAACAAAACAGAGAGUGUACACACUGCAAUGCGACUUUUUUUUCGGGAAAAACACCUGGUUUCGGUGACAAAAACCUUCCACCCCUACAAGAGAUUGUUUGUUUUUUCUUUUCCCCUUCCUUUAUUGUCAAAGAGCCAGUGUAGAAAGUGCUGUUUGUUUUGUCAGCAGAACUGGCUUCCGCCAGUAUCCCACAAUGCCUGCCCUGAUCGCUCUGCUCAGUGUUUUGAACUCUGCUGCCCUGCAAGUAUGCGCCCCUUCCCUUUCCAAGUUGCGGGAAGUGUGCUGCUCCCUGUGGGGAACAAAGAGCAAAUCAUUGGAAUACGCCUGUUCUGCCCUGCACUAGGAACACUGGGGCAGGCAGACUGCUGCACUGCUUUGACAUUCCUCAGCAUGGAGAGCUCACAGAGCUACUCAUGAUGCUGCUCCCGGCCGCUGAGGGAGAACUCAGAGGGAAUCUUCCCAUGAUGUGCAGCAAUCAGUUCCACCUUUCCACAACACUGUGCAUUGCUCGCACUGUCGAUGAUGGUGCCCACAAUGUGGACAUGAUCUGUCGACGGAGCAAGUGUGAACAUCCUUUGGCGACUUUUGUUUUGUCGACUUUUGAGUGUCGACAUAAGUUUUGUCAACAAAACUUGGUAGUGUAGACAAAGCCUAAUUUAGGGUUGCCAACUCUGAAGCUAUUCCGGGAGAUUUCCCUCUUUCCCCCCUCUCCCCCCACCCCCAUGAUGUGAUGUCAUUUUGUUAAAAUCUCCUGGAUUGCUUUCAAUAAUCACCUGGAGAUUGAUGCCAAUUCCGGGAGACUCCAGGCCAAUCCUGGAGGGUUGUCAACCCUAGACUAAUUAUGUGAGCAAAGGUUUGCAGGAUCUGGCCUGGUCCGCGCUUAGGGCCUCAAAACUCCUACUGACUUCCUUUGGAGCAGGACUAGGCCCUUACUUUGUUAAUCCAUUCCCAUCUAGAAAACUGAACACCAUGUAAAUGUUUACAAAAUAACUAUCCUGGAAAGAAUUUAUCCAAGAUCUAUAAAAUGCGUAUAGUACUGAAUGUAUACUUCUCAGCUGUAGCAUGAUAAAUAUUUUAAAAGAAAGCUGCCCUCCCAUUUAUGCCAUGGUCAUCUUAUACAUUUUUACAAUAAAGACCUUUUCAGAGAAUUUUACGUUUUUUAAAUUGACGGUUUAAAAUGAAACUUUUGCAGACACACAUCACCACUAGGUUUUAUAUUACUCCAAAUUAUGCAGUUUCUGGGAUAGUAACCAUUAAUUAUCAAAAAUAUCAUUUUAUCUGAUCACAACUUUAACAGCUAGAGGUACUUCUAGAUUACUGGAUAGCAUGCAAUAUCCACCUCUAGUCUACUCAGUUUCUUAGACAAUCUAGUUACCUAAACAAGAGACUAAAACCAUUUUUUUCUCUUAAAAGCAAGCACAUGCUUCCACUUUGCCUCUGUUGGGAACAUCAGACAUGGAUCUAACAUGUUCCUUUAAUCAUGCAUGACAGAAAAGUAUGGUUCCUGAACCAGAAGGGCUGUUAGAAAUAAAACCCUAUAAGGUGAUCAUGGCAAGAAUGGCAAAAUAUAUCUUGUGUGUAAUGCUUAGGGCCUGAUCCUGCAGCCCUUACACCUGUGAGUAGACCUAUUGAUGUCAAUGGGAUCUACUCAUGUGAGUACAAGACUACAGGAUUAGGUCUGUUUACUGUAGAAAUGAGGUACAUGAAGAAACAGGGAGCCUUUUAAAAAAAUAAACAGCUUAUUUUUCUUUUUGCA